CCUCCCUCUCUUGGGGUGCAGCACUACGAUGUCGUUGGGGUCACUCAAACCCCCAAAACUGAGCCUCUACUUUAGUCAAUCCUCUUUGGCUCCAAGCAUCAUAACAACAUCUGGAAAAAAAGAAUAGAAUUUAAAGAAUUUUUAUGGAUAACGUGCAAUGUGCCUGAGCCCUUUUAAUACUGGAUUCAUUGAACGUAGAUGUAUUGGGAGACAAUAAUAACAGCCAGCAAGACCUCUGCUAAUCAAUGUUUUCUAAAGUGAAAUUCAUUGCCCUAGGGGAUUCAUGGCGUGAGGACAAAGCUGAUAUCGAUGCCCACUCGUCAACGCAAUUCAUUUACAAUGCUCAUCAGUCAUUAGCCAUUGAUCUUCAGCGUCAACGUUUACCCAUAUACAAAAGCCGUAACAGCAUCAUUUAUCUUUUAGAGAAAUUUCAAACUCUCGUACUCAUCGGUGAGACAGGAUGUGGAAAGAGCACUCAGGUGCCUCAGUAUUUACUGGAGGCAGGCUGGUGUAAAGAUGGAAAAAUCAUUGGGAUAACGGAACCGAGAAGAGUUGCUGCCACAUCUCUUGCCAGUCGAGUUGCUGAUGAACGCGGAUGUAUAUUAGGGACUGACGUUGGCUACUCUAUACGUUUCGAUGACUCCACCGAUAAUAAUACAAAAAUCAAGUACAUGACUGAAGGAAUACUGCUGCGAGAGAUGAUGGGAGAUCCCUUGCUAACUAAAUACUCGAUUAUUAUUUUGGAUGAAGUUCAUGAACGCACUUUACUAACUGACAUUAUCAUGGGCUUGCUGAAGAAAAUUUUGAAGAAACGUAAAAGUUUGCGCAUCAUUGUCUCAUCUGCGACAGUAGAUGCUGAAGAACUUCGGGAUUUUUUUAACUCGAAUACCAGAAAAUAUGGUGGCAAAGAUAGUGCAUGUAUUUUAAGUGUUGAGGGGCGUUUGUAUCCAGUGGAUAUAUUUUAUGUGACAGAUGCAGUCCCUGAUUAUGUGAAAGCUGUAGUGGAGACGGCUUUAAAGAUCCAUGAGACUGAGAAAUCCGGGGAUAUUCUAGCAUUUUUGACUGGAAUGGAUGAAGUUGAUAGGGCAGUUUCGUUGCUCCACGAACAUGGAAAACUUGUAAAUGUGGAGAAACAGAAGAUUAUGCCUCUGGCUAUGUAUGGAUCAUUAUCAAAUGCCGAUCAAUUGAAAGUCUUUUGGAGAGCCCCAAAGGAUACGAGAAAAAUUAUUGUCGCAACGAACAUUGCUGAGACCUCGAUUACCAUCUCUAACGUAGCAUAUGUCAUUGAUUGUGGUUUCGCAAAAAUACCCUGGUUUGACAUAGAGACCCAUACGAAUAGUCUUAUUAUUACCCCAAUUUCAAAGGCAUCAGCUGACCAAAGGGCUGGACGCGCUGGUCGGAUUCAAGCCGGGAAAGCUUAUAGGCUUUAUACGGAGAAAGCCUACGAGGAUUUGAGUCAAUGUACACCACCACAAAUGCAAAGAUCAGAUCUCGCACCAGCAAUUCUCCAGUUGAAGGGGUUAGGCAUUGACAAUGUCCUGCGAUUUAAUUUUCCAUCCGUACCACCGAGCAAAAAUUUAUUGGCUGGUUUUGAACUCCUUUAUGCUCUUGGAGCAAUUGAUUAUAAUGGAGUAUUAACGAACCCUGUAGGGAUAACCAUGGCUGAGGUGCCUCUAGAGCCGGUAUUUGCGAGAUGCUUAAUUGCUUCAGGAGAAAUGAAUUGCUCAGAUGAAAUAACAACUAUCCUGUCCAUGCUGCAAGUUGAAAAUGUAUUCAUUCGGCCAGGUGGAGGGCAAGCAUCGAUAAACGCCCGAAUUGCUCAUCGUAAAUUUGAAGUUGAAGAAGGUGAUUUGUUAAUGCUACUGAAUAUUUACACAGCAUAUGAGAAGAACAAAUGUCACAGCUGGUGUCAAAAGCAUUUUUUGAAUUUUAAAGCGUUGAAACGUGCCUCGGAAAUACGUACGCAAAUGCGACGUCUAAUGGAAAUAUUGAAUAUUCCAUUAAAUUCUUGUGAGGACGAUGCAACACGCCUUUUAAAAUGCAUAACCGCUGGAAUGUUUCCUAAUGCUGCUUAUCUCCACUAUACCGGAGGCUAUAAAACAUUUAGAGGUAAUGAAGAUGUGCACAUUCAUCCAAACAGCUGUUUAUACACCCUUCAACAACCGCAAUGGGUGCUAUUUUGUGAAAUUGUACAGACGAAUAAAAUUUAUAUGCGCGAGCUGACAGUAAUCCAAUCUGAGUGGCUCUUAGACUUGGCUCCUCAUUUUUAUCAGCGUACAACUUUAAAUAGUGCUUAUACAAGAAUAUAGUAAUUUAUGAAAUUACACCUAGAUACUGAAUUGUAUAAAUAAAAAUCUUUGAACAUAAACUCUCA
This is a messenger RNA of Fopius arisanus, 2374 nucleotides long. RefSeq names its product probable ATP-dependent RNA helicase DHX35. Gene Ontology annotation, molecular function: RNA binding; helicase activity; ATP binding. The transcript has 12 exons. Bases 246 to 2309 code for a protein of 687 amino acids. Gene Ontology annotation, cellular component: intracellular anatomical structure; catalytic step 2 spliceosome. The record is from RefSeq and is a predicted model, not a curated record. NCBI's taxonomy places the organism in Eukaryota, Metazoa, Arthropoda, Insecta, Hymenoptera, Braconidae.